UUAAUGUUCUCAGUUCUCUCCAGUCUUCACAACUCACAAGUGCAGUAGAAACAGUUCACAGUUGUAGGUCGUUGUUUAACAUCUUAAAUGUGUACGAGUGUAGUCCAUACAAUAUUGUUCUAAUUAACAGAAAAUAUUCUGACUUGGAACCCGGCCAAAAUUGUUUAAAAUGAAUUCUAAUUGCGCCACGUACAAUACACCAACUCAAACUAUGAUGAUUAUGGCAGAACAUUAUGAUAUGUUUUAUCGUUUUUUUCAGAAGCAAAUCAUGUGCGAUGUUACCUUAGUAAGUGAUGAUGGCACACAAAUUGAAGCUCAUAAAUUAAUUUUAGCACCUGCAAGCUCUAUGCUGUUAUCGAUGCUCUAUGGUAGCUUUAAAGAGAGCAAAGAAAACAAGAUUUUUAUCAAAGAAAUUGAUUCCGAUAUUUUAAAAUCUAUUUUAACAUGUGCUUAUACGUUCAAACUGAACGUUAAGGAAAAUAAUAUUGAAAACCUUUUGAGAGCAGCUGAUUACUUUGAUUUCAAUCACGCAAGGGAUUUAUGCUUUAGUUAUAUUAAGCACAAUAUAGAUGCCAAUAAUUGCAUUGAUUUCAUGAGAUAUACAAAGUCUAUAUCGCAACCUGGACUGUACACUUUUUGUUUCUCAUACUUGUUAAACAAUUUCAAAACAAUUGUGAAAAAUGAAUCAAAUUUAAAUAGUCUAUACGAAUUUGAUUGUGACGAUGUUGUUGAGCUCAUCAAAAAAGAUCAUUUACUUAUUGAAUCUGAAGAUAAGGUGUUAGAUUUUAUAAUUGGAUGGAUCAACUAUAACACAAAUGAACGGAACAAAUAUUUACCAAAUUUAAUGAAACACUUGAGGUCACCUUUAUUUUCGAUGAAUGGAAGACGACGUAUUUGCAAUGAACCUUUAUUGGAAAGUAAUAUAGACUGUUUGAUAGAUGUUCUGAAAAGAAUGGUAACUAACGAUAAAACAAAUUUUCGGACACCUCAACGAUAUGAACCAAACAUUAUGUUAGCAAUAAAGGGGUUAUCAAAUGGCAACGAUUCAUGUGUAAUGUAUUUGGAUCCUAGGGCCCAGACUAACAUAAAUUGGAAACCAAGCAAUUUUUUAUUUUUUUGUCCUCGCCGUAUUGAAACAACUUUGGUCGUCUCAGAUAAUGGAAUAUUACUUGCGAUUGGCGGCCGGAACGAAUUUGGACAUUUCACAAAUUGUGUGGACGAACUAGACCUAUCAUCUACGUCAAAACGUUGGGUUCCUACAUCGCCUUUGCUACAGUUACGAACAAUGUUUUCCGUAAGCGCUAAAGGCAAAUACAUAUAUGUUGUCGGAGGUUGUUCGUUUAACAAUAGAAUAUUAAACACAAUAGAAUAUUACGAUACAUGUUCGAAAAUAUGGAUUGAAAUAGAAGAGCAAAUGCCCAGCCCUCGAAAAUUAAGCAAUGUAAUAAUUCAUGCCGAAUGGGUAUAUGUUAUUGGUGGAUUUGGUGAGAAUUGUAAACGACUGAAUAGUGUUGAUCGCUAUAAUACUAUAGAAAAUCAAUGGCAACAGAUGGAGUCCAUGCCAUUAAGACAAGGUUCAAUGGGUAUUGUCAUUAGAGAAAACGACUGUUAUUUAUUUGGUGGUUUUCCUGUGUUAACGAAAAGAGUUCUUAAAUUUAAUUUGCAAUCUUCAAUUUGGCAACCACUUCCCGAGAUGAAUUUCGGAAAACGGAUGUCAAGUGGCGUUCUUGUUGGUAAUAAUUUAUACGUUGUGGGAAAAAACAAAGCUUGGUGGAUAGGAAAGGACAGUCGUAGUGAUGGAGUCUUUUGUGAAAGAUAUGUUCCUGAAAAAAAUGAAUGGCAAGUGAUUAUUCCAUUAGAAGAGUUACCAGAUUAUGAUCAUAUUAUUUGUCUUAAUGAUGAGUUGUUAAAAACGUUUAAUAUGCCCUUAUAAAAUAUGUAAUAAUAUUGUACAAUUUUUUUUUUUAUAAAAUUAACCAAUGUGUUUGUAUAACUAUUUUGGAUAAUAAAAUUGUCUUA
This is a messenger RNA of Adelges cooleyi (spruce gall adelgid), 2019 nucleotides long. RefSeq names its product kelch-like protein 3. The transcript has 11 exons. Gene Ontology annotation, molecular function: protein binding. Bases 170 to 1933 code for a protein of 587 amino acids. The record is from RefSeq and is a predicted model, not a curated record. NCBI's taxonomy places the organism in Eukaryota, Metazoa, Arthropoda, Insecta, Hemiptera, Adelgidae.